Molecule: messenger RNA, 630 nt
Organism: Schistocerca nitens (vagrant locust)
Lineage: Eukaryota; Metazoa; Arthropoda; Insecta; Orthoptera; Acrididae
Product: splicing factor, arginine/serine-rich 19-like
Exons: 1
Coding region: 1-630 (209 amino acids)
Source: RefSeq, a predicted model, not a curated record
AUGCGCGUCAAGGAUAUGAGAAGGGAGCCGGCGCAGCGAGGCGAAGAGCGCCAGCGUGAGUAUCCCGCCACCGCCACCCCCAGCCCGUCGCCCCCCGCGUCCCCGCCGCCUCCACCUCCCCUGCCUCCCCCGCCCCGAGCCCACGCACCCGCUCCCACUCCCGAGCAGGAGGCCGCGGCCCGCGCGCGGGACGCCCGAGGCUCCGACGCCGAAGACAGCGACGAGUCGGACGGCAGCGGCGAGGAGCUGGACGAGGAAGAGGAGGAGGAGGAGGAGGACGACGACGAGGAGGAGGAGGCUGGCGGCGGCGCGCAGCCCGGCCCCGAGGCGGCGGCCGGCUCCUGCCCGGGGGCCUUCCUGGACCGCAGCCCGGGCGAGGUGUACACCAUCCCCGAGGAGGAAGAGGAGGCGGCCAGCCCCACGAGCGGCGACGGCGUCACCAGCCUGCGCCAGCGCCGCCUGGCGGGAGGUGGGUGCGCCCCCUCAGCCGGCGCCGCAGCAGCGCGCGGCCUGCAGCCUGCAGCCUGCCCCGAGCCAGACGCGCCGCCUCCCACACACUUCUUGCCUCUACCCCAGCAUCGCGGCCCACAAAUUGCGCCUACAGUAGCCAACAACGAUACGAGAGGUUAA